GGUACCUUUAUAUCUAUCUGAAAUGGCACCUCCAAGAUACAGGGGAGCAAUAAACAAUGGGUUCCAAUUUAGUGUAGGAAUAGGAGCACUUGUAGCCAACCUUAUCAAUUUUGGAACAGAAAAGAUCAAAGGUGGGUGGGGCUGGAGGAUUUCUCUGGCAAUGGCUGCAGCCCCAGCAUCAAUCCUAACACUAGGUGCACUGUUUCUCCCUGAAACUCCCAACAGCAUAAUCCAGAACAGUGAUGAUCAAAACAGGGCCAAAGCAAUGCUACAAAGAAUACGGGGCACAAGCAAUGUUGAUGCAGAACUUGAAGAUCUGAUUAGAGCAAGUUCAGUCUCGAAAACCAUCAAGCAUCCUUUCAAGAAAAUAAUACAGAGAAAAUAUAGGCCUCAGCUAGUGAUGGCAAUAGCCAUACCCUUUUUUCAACAAGUUACAGGAAUCAAUGUCAUAGCAUUCUAUGCUCCAUUACUGUUCAGGACGAUUGGAAUGGGUGAAAGUGCCUCCCUCAUGUCCUCUGUUGUGACUGGUGUCAUUGGAACAGGCUCUACAUUCAUAUCAAUGCUUAUAGUGGAUAAACUUGGCCGAAAAGCUUUGUUCAUAGGAGGGGGGAUCCAGAUGCUUGUGUCACAAGUAAUGGUUGGAGGAAUCUUGGCAGCUCAGCUAGGGGAUCAUAGUGCAGUGAGCAGAGGGUAUGCUUAUUUGGUCAUAGUAUUGAUAUCAGUAUAUGUUGCUGGGUUUGGUUGGUCUUGGGGGCCGUUGGGGUGGUUGGUUCCUAGUGAGAUUUUUCCUCUGGAGAUACGAUCUGCUGGGCAGAGUAUUGUUGUGGCAGUGAGCUUUCUCUUCACUUUCAUUGUUGCACAGACAUUUCUAACUAUGCUUUGCCAUUUCAAAUCGGGGAUUUUCUUCUUUUUUGGAGGAUGGGUGAUUGUGAUGACUGCAUUUGUCUACUUCCUGUUGCCAGAGACUAAGAAUGUGCCGAUUGAGCAGAUGGACAAAGUUUGGAGGGAGCAUUGGUUUUGGAAAGAAAUUGUGGGAGAAGCAUAUGAAGAUGCUAAGAAACAAGGCAUCAUUUGACAUAAACAC
Rubroshorea leprosula is the source of this 1084-nucleotide messenger RNA. The record is from the annotation of a GenBank genome assembly. NCBI's taxonomy places the organism in Eukaryota, Viridiplantae, Streptophyta, Magnoliopsida, Malvales, Dipterocarpaceae.